AUGCCGUGUGGAGGGAUAAUGAUAUCGGUCGUGUACGGCAGGGCCGCCCUGUCUGGCCUCCCCGUGUCUCCCCCCAGCUCUGGCCGGGUGCCACUCCUUGGCCCUGCUGCCACCGCCGCCCGGCCCCACGCUCAGCUCAGCGCCAUGCUUGUCGGAGAGGACGUUGUGACGGAGGGGAAGCACCUGCGCAUUGGCUCCAUGACGAUGCCGGCGCCUCCGGAGCGCGUGGCACACCCCUCGUGCGGCCCCGGCUUCGCCGUGCGCUCCCAGUCGCUGCACUCGGUGGGGGGCGGAGGGGACGAGGACGGCAGCCCCACCUCGCGCAAGCAGCCGCCGCCCAAACCCCGCCGCGACCCCAACACCAAGCUCAGCAUCUCCUCCGAGACGGUGGACCUGGCCUCCUCCACCUGCAGGAGCGGAGACCCGGACAGGUGUGAUGGCAAAUGGGAGCCCAACACUAACGCUUCGUCUCUUCUCGUAGCUUCUCAGGGCUGCAGUGAGGACUGCAGGAGGGUCCCCCCGCCGAAGCCCAAGAGGAACCCCAACACCCAACUGAGCACCUCUUUUGACGAGUCCUACAUCAGGUCGCACAGUUCCAAGGGCUCGCCCCCGGCCUCUCGGGAAUCGCUGGCGCCCUCGCCCCCGGAGCCACAGAGUCCGCCUGGCCGGGACUCGGACUCGGACGAGCCGGUGUACAUCGAGAUGACGGGCAGCGCAGCCCGUGAGGCCCAGCGCAGCGAGGACGAUGAGCCCGGCGAGGCCGUGUACGAGGAGAUGAAGUACCCGGCGCUGGACGAGCUGCUGGACUACCCCUCGGGCUACCGCUCGCAGUGCGCCACGCCGUGCCCGUCCGAGCCGGGCGAGCAGACGCCGCUGUCCAGCCGCUGCAGCACGCCGCGCGGCACGCCGCUCUGCGACAUCCCCGCGCCCUUCCCCAACCUGCUCACCCACCGGCCGCCGCUGCUGGUCUUCCCGCCGGCGCCCGCCCAGUGCUCGCCCAACUCGGACGAGUCGCCGCUCACGCCCCUGGACAUGGCCAAGCUGCCCAUGCUGGAGAACGCCUCCUACAGCAAGUCGCCCACCUCCUCCUCCGGCAUGGAGCACCCCGGCUCCUCGUCGGCCUCCUCCUCCUCCUCCUCGCACCAAAAAAGCCGGCGCGAGCGAGAGCGCGAGCUCACCGCCACCCCCACCAUCACCGUCUCGGGACGCUCCUCGGCGCCCCCGCUGCCCUGCACCCUCUACAAAUCCUCGGCGUCCAGCCACGGCUACCAGCGCAGUCACUCGGCGUGCCCGUCCCCGGUCAGCAUGGGCCGCUGCCUGACCCCGCUCAGCCUCAUGCGGGCGCCGCCGUUCGACGGGCCCUUCCCCGGGGCGGGGCUCCCGCGCAGCGCCUCGGCCACGCCGCACGGCAAGGGCUCGCCGCCGCAGGAGGGGGGCGGCCGGCUGCACGGCUCCAUGCAGAACGUGUCGGUGGGGCGCUCGCGCACCCCCACCAGCCCCCUGGACGAACUCACCAACCUCUUCACCACCGGCAGGAACAUGCUGAAGAAGAACACCAGCGGCAGGAAGUCCAAGGAGCCGGGAGAGAGCGAGUCCAAAGGAAGAUGCCACAGUUCCGAGACCAAAAAGGAGGGAAAAGAUCGACACCACAAAGAAUCAAAGCGAGACAGUAAGGAGCGGCACAGCAGCUCUAAAGAGUCGAGACGCGACAGCAAAGAUCGGAGCUGCAACGGCAUAGAACCUAUGCCGCGUCGUGACAGCAAAGACAAGACAGGUAACGUGUCAGAGGCUCUCCACAGGCAGGAUAGCAAGGACAGAAUCGGCAACAACGUGGACAUUUUCCAGCGCCGUGACAGCAAAGACCGCGGAAACACCAUGAGUGAGCUUUUGCCGCGACGUGACAGCAAAGACAGGGGUUGCAAUGGAAUCGACUGCUUGCCAAGGCAGGACAGUAAAGAAAUGGUUAGGAAUGGAGCCGAGACGAGGCGCGACGGCAAAGACAGAGGCGGUCAUGUCGCAGAGGGCAUGUCAAGGCACGAGAGCAAAGAGUCGGUUAGAAAUGGACUGGAAGUCAGGCGAAAUAGUAAAGAAGGCGGCCGGAAGGAUUCGGAGAGCAGACGGGAGUGGGAUUGCAAGGAGAGGAGCUCCACGGACACAAAACGGGAGAGCAAAGACCGUGGAUGCAACUCUGCAGAUUUCAUUUCGAGGCGUGACUUCAAAGACAGGGUUGGGCACGUCCCGGAGCCGUUGCCCAGGAACGAGGGCAAGGACAGGGCCAACCAUAGCGCAGAGACCACUAAAACGAAUGAAUGGGAAGGACUGUCUGGGCCACCGGCCAUCGGGACACCCAGUCGGCUCGGACGAUCCUGUGUUAGUCCCACCAUGGUGUUGGGAAACACCAGUUCAGAGCUGAAGACAGCGCAGAAAAUGGGUCGCUCGCCCUCCACCCCAGUGGCGCCAUCUCCACUAGGGACGCCCCAGCGACAACCUCAAGAGCCUCUACAGAGCCAGAUGCCACCCAUGCCGUGGGUAUAUGGCGACAGCACAAUGAUGGACAUGAUCGAGCGCAAGCAGCGUCUCUGUCGGGAGAUUCGCUCACGGCAGCAGCAGCCCCCACCGCCCCAGCGGCCACCUGUCCGGAGUCCAUGCAAACAGGAGAGCCUACCCGCCCUCCCAGGCUGGAAGAAGAGCAAUGGGGCCAAGAAGUAUGGCCCCCCUCCGUAUCCCAGCCAGACAACGGUCUUUUGGGACACUGCCAUCUGAACCUCUGGGUAACACCCCUGCGGACUAUCUCUGCUAACAUGUCAUCUCUUUGUAAGGAGCUGUCUGAAAAGAGGAUGCUUUUCUAUCAGAAUGAACAGCAGGUGGUUUUUCCAUAGCAAUAUAUCUGAGGGUCAGGCUUUCCUAUCAUCCUUGUUUAUAUCUGAUAUUUUUAUAUUAUAAUGUGAUUUCUUGUAAUAUACGUAGCAUUAAUAGAUAUUUUCUAAAGAAAAAUAAACACAAUAUGUCUUUAAAGAUUAUGUAGAUGUAGAACAAUGAAAUGUUUGUUUUAUACCUUUUUUUGUCUCAGACAUUGCUAUCCGCAACCUAACAGUACCUAGUUACAACGUUGUGAGCUCUCCAAGCCUAUUUUAAUUCAGACAUCUAAACAUUAAUUUACUAUGCUGAAAUGUUACAAACGUAGGCUACCAUAUAUAAUGGAGUUUUUUUUCCCCUAAGUGGGAUUUCUAUUGUAACUGGAAUAGGCCUGGCUGUCUUUUGGUUACCUUUCAACAUGUAGGAUGCUAUAAGAAUGUGCAACCCCAACAACACAGUUACAUUUCCUUUUUUUAUUGAAACACUUCAAAUAUAUACUUGGAUUGUUUGAGAUUGUCAUGUGAUGAGUUAACAUAAGCCUAACAUAGGCCUUGUAACACCUGUUUUGGUUGUUGAUACCUAGGCAAUUAACUAAAUUUAAUGGCAGAGUACGGAGGGAGAAGAAAGGAAAAAUAAGCAUUUAUGUAUGUCAAGAGAAAAGGAAAAGAUUACUUUUAAUGGAGAGGGGAACAGUAGAUGAGAAACCAGCAUGUGAGAUUGGUGGCUUGUGAACUCGAGCCUGGAGUCAAGGCAGUUUCCUGGGGGGAGUUGGCACCCUUCCCACAGCCUGCACAGUGAAGACACCUGCCCCUCCAGUCAGAGUCCGAGCCCUGUAGCCCUCACACAAACUAAUAGCAGAACAAUCAAUGCUUGAGCUUUCUACACCUUAUUACUUUUACUAACUUCAUUUUAUGCACUUGCUUGUGAGGACGAAAAAGAGAAGAAAAAAGUUCCUGAUAUUGUUGAUAUUUUUUGGUACUGUCUAGAUGCUGUGCCGUAUAUUUAUGAUAGUGUAAGUGGAGGGAUCGUAUUGUAUGACUGACUGAGAUCAUGUAAGACAAUCCAACACCAGCAAUUGGCCAACCCCUUUCACCACUGAUUAUGUGACAGGCACUCUCCUGGGGUCUGCUAGCAAAGACCCUCUAAUUGUAGCAACUGGUCUAACCCAUAAUAAGGGUCAAAGCUGCACUGAGGCAUAUGUAGUAAUUAUGCUGCAUUAAAAAAGUCCAAACUAAAAUAAAAAGAACUGCACUACCCAUAAUCCACCAUCACACAGCAAUUGGCUGGAUACCUCCCACCUCCCUCUACCUCAACCUCUCAAAUCAGCUGAAGUGGUUUUCAUUUGCACGUUGAAUGCAAGAUCUGCAUUGCCAAAGCAUUUUGGGUAUUGUAGUGUA
Molecule: messenger RNA, 4253 nt
Organism: Sardina pilchardus (European sardine)
Lineage: Eukaryota; Metazoa; Chordata; Actinopteri; Clupeiformes; Clupeidae
Gene: nyap2b
Product: neuronal tyrosine-phosphorylated phosphoinositide-3-kinase adaptor 2b
Exons: 7
Coding region: 1-2763 (920 amino acids)
Biological process (GO): neuron projection morphogenesis; phosphatidylinositol 3-kinase/protein kinase B signal transduction
Source: RefSeq, a predicted model, not a curated record